Molecule: messenger RNA, 1833 nt
Organism: Morchella sextelata
Lineage: Eukaryota; Fungi; Ascomycota; Pezizomycetes; Pezizales; Morchellaceae
Exons: 6
Coding region: 1-1833 (610 amino acids)
Biological process (GO): GDP-fucose import into Golgi lumen; protein O-linked glycosylation via fucose
Cellular component (GO): Golgi apparatus
Molecular function (GO): antiporter activity; acyltransferase activity, transferring groups other than amino-acyl groups
Source: RefSeq, a predicted model, not a curated record
AUGUAUCGGACACAAUCCUCCUCGUCAUCGCGAUUUUCCGCAUUCCGAAAACCCCACGAAAUACUCUCCCCAUCACCCACUUCACCUAGUCACUCCCGAGAGCGCAACCGAAGCAGCGGUGGAAGCUCUGUCGGCUCUCAGCAAGGGCAACCAAACCUUCUCGUUGAUGAAUCAGGCGACGAGGCCGACCGAGGCGGCCCUUCGAGGGCGAGAUCUGAAUCUCCGCCAUGGAACGAGCACAAUUCAAACCUGAUCCCAUUGCUACCAAUGAAUGAGAGCCGUGGCCUAUUGAGUAGGACACCAAGCCCGUAUCCUCCUACAAGGAGUGAUGAUUUAGAUAAGCUAGGCGAUGGGAGUAGUAGGGUGUGGAGGAUUGGUAUGGGGAGCGAAGGUAGGGCAAAAGAAACGGGAUGGAGGAGUUGGAUGAGAGAUGGGAAGCUGGGAAGGUGGUUAUGGAACACACAGAGAGGAUGGAUGGUAUACAUCGGGUUCUUGGUGGUAUUUUACAGCGCUGCGGGCUUUGGGUUAUCAGUUGUGAAUAAUUUUACCUUACUAAUUGGUGUCUAUAAAUUUGUCUACCCAAUUACAACUACCCUUUUCCAACUAGUCUUCACACAAAUAUUCCUCUACUUCAGCGCAUCUAUUACGCGGUCCUUCUCUCGCUCCCUUAACUCCCUCGGUCUCGCACACAUAAUCGCGCCCACUUCUACUCCAUCAAAAGGAAAGCGCCGAGCUUCUGGAGGCGGACUACGCGAUUUUGCGCGCCGGGUGACCUGCAGUGAUCGCGAAGGCGGGGUGUUCGAGUUUAAAUGGGUAGAGGCCAAGAAAGUUAUUCCGCUCGCUGUGGUCCAUAGUCUUAAGGUUGUGUUGAGCAAUAUAUCAUUUGCCUAUACCCACCCGUCAAUCUACCACAUCUCCCGCGUCCCAUCGCUCAUUUUUGUCCUCAUGUUCACUGCAUGUUUCCUCAGAAACCAAGGUCUUUCUGUCACCACCCUCUCAUCAUGUAUAACCAUGACACUCUCACUUGCUAUGGCGUGUCUCCGCCCCGGCACCCGCUUUGCAAUCGAAGGCUUUCUUGCCGGUAUAUUCUCCACUAUCUUCGUAGCUGCUUACCCAGUUCUUCUAUCAAAAACCUACAAAUCACUCCUCAAACCUUCCGGCAACGACGACCUUUUGGGCGUAGGUGUCGAAACCGAAGGAAAAGAUGAAACCAGGACAGCGUGGAAACUGCUGCACUACACAAAUUUUAUCAGUAUCCUUGUGGUUUUGCCGUGGGUUUUCCUGUCUGGAGAUUGGGGCGAUAUUAGCAGGAAUUGCUAUAUUUUAGAUGUUCCGUGGUUUUGGCUAUUGGUUGUGUUUAGUGGUAUUGGUGCAUGGGGCACCUUUAAGUCCAUUCGCGAAUACCUCAAGUCCAUUCGCGAAUCCGUCAUAUCCGCCAACGGACCGGUUACUACGUGCACGGGCACAGGAAAAGAGUUCAUUCAUUAUGAUGAUCGCUCAGCCCAAGACGGGAAAUCCCCAGUCUACAACCUCGAAACACCAAGACUACUACUCCGGCCUAUUGAAGAAUCCGACGUAGAAGGUCUUCAUGAGAUUAUGUCGAAAGAUGCAGUCAUGAAGUAUUGGUACUGCGAACCAUAUACAAAGCUUGAGCAGACCCAAACCUUCAUACGCUCGUCCCUUGAUUCUCAUUACCACUUCUUCAUUCUCCUUAAAUUCACCUCUCCACCGAAGUUUAUCGGUCGAAUAACAUUGAUUGAUGAUUUCAUCGGCUUUAUGCUCCACCCGUCACUUUGGGGGCAAGGCUUUGCAUCUGAAGCAAUGAAGAUGUAG